AUGCGCGGCCCCAUGCCGCACGGCAAGGAGCUGCUCGCGUGGCCGGCGGCCAAGGUACACCUGUACACGCUCGAGGCGGCCCACGUGAAGAACGCCGUGGGGCGGGAGCGCAUCCGGCGCAACAAGGACGCGCUGCGGGAGCUGCGGUGCCUCCAGGAUCGAGAUCCUGGCGGACCUCCACGCUGGAGAGUAUGGCACGCCCGAGAGGCGCGACGCCGCGGAGGCCGCCGCGGCUGGGUGGGAGUCGCUCAAGCAGGCGGCCGCCCGCCGCGGCACGACCGCGGAGGCCCUGUGCGAGGUGCCGCGCGGCGUGGCGCGCUUCCUGGCCUCGCGGCGCGCCUCUGA
Molecule: messenger RNA, 345 nt
Organism: Prorocentrum cordatum
Lineage: Eukaryota; Dinophyceae; Prorocentrales; Prorocentraceae
Source: the annotation of a GenBank genome assembly